Aspergillus japonicus CBS 114.51 is the source of this 1140-nucleotide messenger RNA. RefSeq lists its product as uncharacterized. NCBI's taxonomy places the organism in Eukaryota, Fungi, Ascomycota, Eurotiomycetes, Eurotiales, Aspergillaceae. The record is from RefSeq and is a predicted model, not a curated record. The coding region runs from base 1 to 1140 and encodes 379 amino acids. The transcript has a single exon.
AUGUCGAAGAAACUCAUUUUCUUAAUGGGUGCACCCACUCUGAGAAACCUUCAGUGGGAUGAAGAGCAAUUGCUCACAGAGCCCAUCUUUCCUUUCAAGGGACCAAAUAUCCAUGACGAAGAGCCAUGGCGCCUGACCGAUGCUUACCCUGUUAAGUGGAGGCUUUUACAAGACUUGCGGACAUCUGAGUUACGACAAGGGAAGUUCGACACUUGCUCCCAGGAAAGGGUCUGCUUCCUAGCAACCCGCGACCUCGCGGUCCCUGGCGGGAAUUCGGCCAAUGAACCAGAGGGUUCAGUACUCUCACGGUUCUACGAGCACUCCUUCACCGUGCAUGAGGUUUCCGAGAUCUCGGCGACCGGGGUUCGCUCUGAUAACUCCUUUCAAGGUAGCGGCACCUGGGCCGAUAGUACUGAGAGUUCGAUCGCAACAGUGAGCGACAAAGAAGGGCCGAACCCAGGGAUUUUUUGCCAAACGUCUGUUACCAACCUCCAAGCUAUCCCUACGGCAGCAUACUUGACGUCGAUUGUGCCGCAGACCGUGAGUGUGAAUCUAGUCGUGUCAAUCAUUACCAUCAACCCUCCACGCCGUAUUGUGACACGGCAAUGGAAGAAAGAAUUAGACCUGGUCGAGGUCGUAGUGGGCGAUGACACCCGAAGCGGAUUUGGAGUAACCUUCUGGCUUCCUCCUGCGGAUCAAGCACAUGCUGCCAGUGAUCGCAACCCUAUCGAGGACGAACUUGGAAGGUCGUUGGCUACGCUGCGGCCUCGAGAUAUUGUUCUGAUGCGCACGGUAGGACUGAGUUCCUUCCGAGAACGGGUGUACGGGCAAAGUCUGCGGAAGGGAGUCACUAGAGUUGACCUUCUGCAUCGACAGCGGGUUGACGCAAACGACGCAGGCGGUGUUUACAGCACAAAGAGGCUACAAGAAUUCCAACGGCAGCAGCAGCAGCAGGGUCCUGCAGCCAAGAAGGAAGAGGAUCGGCUGGUAGAGAAAGUCAGCAAGGUGCGCGAGUGGAUCAGACGAUUCGCGCCGGAUGCAGUAAGCGGUGAGGAUGACAAGGGGCCCCUAACACGUGGUCUGGCUGGAACAGCUACCAGGCAUAACGCACUGCCUCCGGAUACGCAAGAGUAUAUUUAG